UAUCCAAAUAACUCUCUCUCACGUCUCUCUAUCUUCUCCUUCUCUAUAUUUAGCAAUCCCCUUUACUCUUUUUCCAAGAUUAGCACCCCAAAAGUAGUGAAAUUUUGAGUUUUUUUUGGUGGGGAUUUGUGGUGAGAGCCAAGGGGGUGGUGGGUUUUCUGGGUUUUGAUCAAUUGAGUUUUUUUUGGGUUUGGGGUUUGGAGAAAUGGGACGUGGUAAGAUUGAGAUAAAGAAGAUCGAGAAUGCUAAUAGCAGACAAGUGACAUUCUCCAAACGCCGUGUUGGGCUGCUCAAGAAGGCUUCCGAACUGGCGAUUUUGUGCGAUGCUCAAGUUGGUGUUAUUAUUUUCUCAAAUACCGGCAAACUUUUUGAGUUUUCCAGUACUAGCAUGAAGCGAAUAAUUUCAAGAUACAACAAGUUAGAUUCAUCAGAGGGUGCUCUAGUAGAAUACAAGGCAGAGGAGCCUAAAGAGGUGGACAUUCUGAAAGAUGAAAUUCGAAAGCUACAAACGAGACAGUUACAGCUGUUGGGUAAGGACCUAUCCGGCUUGAGCUUAAAAGAGUUACAAAAUCUAGAACAGCAAUUAAAUGAAAGUUUAUUAUCAGUCAAAGAGAGGAAGGAGCAAGUACUGAUGGAGCAGCUUGAGCAAUCGAGAGUACAGGAACAGCGAGCUGUACUGGAGAAUGAGACUUUGCGAAGACAGGUUGAGGAGCUUCGAGGUUUGGUUCCAUCAUCUGACCGCUUGGUGCCACCUUUUCUUGAGUACCAUCCCUUAGAAAGAAAAGAUUCCAUCACAAAAUCUGUUGUAAUAAGUCCAGACGUCUGUGAUUUUGCAGUUGAGAGGGAAGAAUCAGAUACUACCUUGCAGUUAGGGUACAGUUUCUUUUUCCUUUCAUCACAAGUAAUGUUUGACUUACUGCAAAUUUGUUUGUCUAUUAUUUAUUUUGGUAUGUUGAAGUGAUGCUGAAUCAAGUGAGCUGUUCAUUGAUAUGGCCUAAAUGCCAUGUGUCUUGGGACUUAGUUCCAUAUGAUUUAGACUGUUCUCCGUUGAGAUGACUAUUGACCAUGUGCACCAGAGAAUGAUGCCCUUGCAGGAAAGGGAUGAAUUUCCACAAUAGUUGUGGUAUGAUGAUCUUCUAUAUCCUUUCAAAGGCAUCAUAUUUGCCACAAUUACUAGAUGCCGAUAUGACUACCCGAGCCGGGAGUUAAGGUUGUAGGGUUUGAUAUAGACUUGGUGCACAUUGGUGGUGGAAUUAGUUCCUGAUCAUGAAGCACUAUGGGAAUUUGUUUAAGGGUCUUGGUCUGGUGGCUUAAGUUGGUGGCUUGCCAAGGGGUGGCUGACAUGCAUCUAGCUCAUUUUGGUUCAAAUAAGAGGGAGGGGGACCAUCAUGCCUUCAUGGAACAUGUCAUCACUAGAAACUGCCAUGUCACUGUGGAAGAGACAUAAUACUCCAAAUUCUCCUUGAGUCCGAGACAUCCUUUCUCACAAGGGACUAUUGAUACUUUCUUCAAUCCCCUAUCAUCUCUCAGUUGGUUUCACUCUCCUCUCUAUUGGAGGAGAACUCCCAUGUAGGCAAGAGCAAUUGCUCAACAAAGUUGCCACUAGCCUUACCUGUUCUACUAGUGGCACCCACAUCAUCCACUCAUCCACCACUUCCAUUCCCUGUGUGAGAGCAAUUGCCUCUGAUACUUUUUCCGGCAGGCUCAGAUUUUGCUACAAUGCUUGUUUGAAACAUGCCUAGUCUUGCCUCUUGCUACAGUAGGUAGGUCAGCAUCAAGGCACUUUUGGAAGCUGGAGCCAUCCAAUUAGGAUAUUUUUACCAACUAUAGGAAGGAUUAAGGCUCAACUAAAGAUCCAAUUAAGGUUCUUAAGAGGAAUUCUAGGCUCAAUUAACUCUUAAACUUGUAGCAAAGGUAUUGUUACAUUGAACAGUCCAUAGCAUUCAAGCACAUUGGUAAAUGUCUAACACAAUCCACUACACUAUUACACUUAAACAAAGAAAACGUCUUAGUGCAUAAUCACUUUGAUGCCCCACACAGAGUCCACAUCUACCCCUCUAUAAGAGCAACUCUUGCAAGUGUGGCAUGAUCCCUAAGGUGCGUUGGUCUAACAAUUUGUUCUUUUCAUGUUUAAACUCAAUGGGGACUAAUCCCAACCAGAUCUGGUAGAUUCAUUGAUAUUCCUUCUACCAUUGGACCCUGCCAGCAGCCACUGACAUACUACUUUAUGUUCCCCAGGCUUCCCACUGAGAUUAGUCGCAAGAGGAAGGCACCUGCCAAGAUGGAAACCCGCUCCAACAACUCUGGCAGUUAAAUACAUCUACUGUAAUGCUCCUCUUCAUGGUUUCUACUUAGAAACUGAAACAACUUAAAAAAAUUGUAACUAAUGGUCAAGGUUUAGCAGUUUUUUGUAAAUGGGAAUCAUUUUCACCCAACAAGUGUCUGAUCUGCGGGUUAGACUCUUGAGAAAUCAUUAUAAUGAAGAAUGUAGAUGUUGCAUUUUCUUUUA
Messenger RNA from Vitis vinifera (wine grape), 2509 nucleotides. Its product is annotated as agamous-like MADS-box protein AGL15. Gene Ontology annotation, molecular function: RNA polymerase II cis-regulatory region sequence-specific DNA binding; protein dimerization activity; DNA-binding transcription factor activity, RNA polymerase II-specific. Gene Ontology annotation, cellular component: nucleus. The record is from RefSeq and is a predicted model, not a curated record. Bases 206 to 961 code for a protein of 251 amino acids. Lineage: Eukaryota; Viridiplantae; Streptophyta; Magnoliopsida; Vitales; Vitaceae. Gene Ontology annotation, biological process: positive regulation of transcription by RNA polymerase II. The transcript is spliced from 7 exons.